UAUAAUUUUUUUUUUACUGGCCCGGAAAUAAUAAUAACCAGAGGAGGUUCGUAGCAACACGUUUCAGCACUUCUUUCUGCUUCUCAAAAAUAUCUCCUCUCGAGAGGCUUUACCGAAUCCAAAACUUCGUCUCUCUAUCUAUCUCUCUCGACUCUGCUCAAAGUAAAACUCCAAGUCAUGGGAGAUCAUCAAAACGACGACGUUUUCUCCUUCUUCACAACUCCCAACGACUCCGACUUCUCCUCCGCCGCGGCUACUCCGUCGACGCUUUUUAACCCUUGCUCAUACUCCUCCUCCUCCUCCGGCGACGAAUCUCACCCUUCUGCUCCCUCCGUCGACGACAGCAACAAGCGAAUCGACUACAUGAUCCAGUUCCUCGACCGGAGGCUCAGCCGAGACGGCAAUUUCGACGCGAUCGGGCCUGAGAACGACGCUGACGGCUCCGAUUCCCUGCCGGAGUUCGUCGGGAAGUGCGGGGGGACCGGGAUCUUCAAGGUUCCGAUCAGGUCCGCAGUUCAUCCGAAUCGGCCUCCCAGCCUCGAGGUUAGGCCUCAUCCUCUGAGGGAAAGUCAAAUCGGGCGGUUCUUGAGGACGAUGACGAGUACGGAGAGGCAACUGUGGGCUGGAGCCGAGGACGGUGGGUUGAAGGUGUGGGACUUCGACGGACUGUACGGAAGCUGGAGGAGAUUAGAGGUGGAGGAUACGGCGCCGUAUAAGGAGACCUCGGAGGUUGAGAUUGGGUCCUCUGUUGUUUGUAUGAUUGGAGAUGAAGGUAGUAGAGUGGUUUGGAGUGGGCAUAGGGACGGGAGGAUUAGGUGUUGGAAACUGAGAGAUGACCAUGUGAUUGAAGAAGCUUUGUCAUGGCAAGCUCAUCGCGGUCCGGUGCUCUCCAUUGCCAUCUCCUCUUACGGAGAUAUAUGGUCCGGGUCUGAGGGAGGCGCUCUUAAAGUUUGGCCCUGGGAAGGUCUGGGGAAGUCUCUUUCUUUGAAAAUGGAACAGAGGCACAUGGCUGUGAUAUCAGUAGAGAGAUCGUAUAUUGACCCAAGGAACCAGACUUCGGCCUAUGGUUUUGCUAAUACAUUGACAUCAGAUGUUACAUUCUUGGUAUCUGAUCACACAAGGGCAAAAGUAUGGAGUGCUAGUCCCCUGACGUUUGCUUUGUGGGAUGCGCGCACAAGGGAUUUGAUCAAAGUAUUCAACAUUGAUGGGCAGCUUGAAAAUCGAAAUGACAUGUCCGCAUUUCCUGAUUUUGGCAUUGAUGAAGAUGCCAAGAUGAGGAUUGCCACUGCUUCAAGGAAAGAGAAAAGUCAGUCUUCUCUUGGAUUCUUUCAGCGGUCGCGUAAUGCUCUUAUGGGAGCAGCUGAUGCUGUUCGCCGUGCUGCAGUGAAAGGGGGGUUUUGUGAUGAUAGUAAAAGGACUGAGGCCAUUGUCACAUCUGCUGAUGGACUCAUUUGGACUGGAACUGCAAACGGCGUAGUUAUGCGAUGGGAUGGGAAUGGUAAUUGCUUGCAAGAGUUCUCAUACCAGUCUUCUGGUAUUCUCUGCAUGUUUACUUUUUGUUCUCGGCUCUGGGUUGGUUAUUCCAAUGGAACUGUUCAGGUAUUGGACCUUGAGGGAAAGCUGCUUGGAGGAUGGGUGGCUCAUAGUGGCCCUGUAAUAAAAAUGGCUAUUGGUGGUGGUUAUUUAUUUACCCUUGCGUAUCAUGGAGGUAUCCGAGGUUGGAAUGUUACUUCUCCAGGUCCCCUUGACAAUGUAUUGCGGGCUGAGUUGGCUGGGAAAGAAUUUUUGUAUUCAAGGAUCGAGAAUCUGAAAAUAUUAGCUGGCACGUGGAACGUUGGAGAGGGUAGAGCAUCAACCGACUCAAUUGUAUCUUGGUUAGGCUGUGCUGCAACUGGAGUUGAGAUCGUAGUUGUUGGACUGCAAGAAGUUGAAAUGGGAGCAGGAGUUCUUGCAAUGUCCGCAGCAAGAGAAACAGUGGGACUUGAGGGUAGUCCACUAGGUCAGUGGUGGAUGGAUCUGAUAGGGAAAACUUUGGAUGAGGGUUCAUCGUUUGUUCGUGUUGGCUCUAGGCAGCUAGCAGGGUUGCUCAUAUGUGUAUGGGUGAGACAUGACCUUAAGCCUCACGUGGGAGAUGUAGACGCUGCUGCGGUUCCUUGUGGUUUUGGACGAGCGAUUGGUAAUAAGGGAGCAGUAGGUGUUCGACUCAGAAUGUAUGAUCGAAUACUGUGCUUUGUAAAUUGUCAUUUUGCUGCACACCUUGAAGCUGUUAGCCGGCGAAAUGCUGACUUUGACCAUGUUUAUCGAACAAUGGCCUUUUCACGCCAGUCUAGUUCACUCAGUUCAGGAGCUGCUAGUGCUUCAGUUGGUGUCUCGAUGCCUCGUGGUGGAAAUGCUGUCAACACAUUUGAAGCAAGGCCUGAAUUAUCUGAAGCAGACAUGAUCGUAUUUCUUGGAGAUUUUAACUACCGCUUGGACGAUAUAACUUAUGAUGAAACAAGGGAUUUCAUUUCUCAAAGAUGCUUUGACUGGCUAAGAGAAAAAGACCAGCUACAUACUGAAAUGGAAGCUGGGAAUGUCUUUCAAGGGAUGCGUGAGGCAAUUAUCAGGUUUCCUCCAACAUACAAGUUUGAAAGGCACCAAGCUGGUUUAGCAGGAUAUGAUUCUGGGGAAAAGAAGCGGAUUCCUGCCUGGUGCGAUAGGAUUCUAUAUCGGGAUAGCAAGAGUCAUGUGGGAGCUGACUGCAGUUUGGAUUGUCCAGUGGUGUCUUCUGUAUCACAGUAUGAUGCGUGCAUGGAUGUAACAGACAGUGACCACAAGCCUGUGCGCUGUGUAUUUAGCGUAAAGAUCGCCCGGGUCGAUGAAUCAGUUAGGAGACAAGAAUUGGGGAACAUCAUAAACACGAAUAAGAAAAUCAAGGUCAUGCUUGGAGAGUUAAGCAAGGUUCCAGAAACAGUUGUCAGCACUAAUAAUAUAAUUCUCCAGAAUCAUGAUACAACGAUUCUGCGUGUCACGAAUAAGAGCGAGAAGCACAUUGCUUUCUUCAAAAUAAUCUGUGAAGGUCAAUCUAUCAUAGAGGAAGAUGGUCAGGCACACGACCAUCGAGCAAGAGGCUCUUUCGGAUUUCCCCAGUGGCUGGAGGUGUCUCCAGGAACGGGGAUAAUCAAGCCGAACCAAAUAGCCGAGGUCUCAGUCCGCCUCGAAGACUUCCCAACGGUAGAAGAGUAUGUGGACGGUGUUGCACAGAACUCAUGGUGUGAAGACGCAAGAGACGAGGAAGUCAUAUUGGUGCUCGUGGUGCACGGAAGGUUCUCGACCCAAACAAAAAACCAUAGAAUACGUGUGCGUCAUAUCCCUCGUGGAUGCACCACGGCAAAGAAACAUUACGAUGAUAGACCCAAAACCUCAGGACAAAUAAACGCUCUUCAUCGAUCCGAUUAUCAACAGCUAAGCAAUACGCUUGAUGUGGUUGAGCAGUUAAAGGAACUCGCACAGUCCAUAGAAGAGGAGCCACCUCUCUCUCGGAGGGGUCUUUUGUAAGUGAGCUUGAAAGCAACUCUUGCCUUUUAUGGAUUCUAAUGGGGGAUAUUUGUGUGAAAAGACCACAAAAGAAAGUGAUUAGCUUCUUGCGUUUUUUUUGUUUUAGAGGCUGAUAUGUUGUUGUUGCUUAUGAUUUGUAAUGUAACUUUUAUUGUUUUGUAUCUCUCUCUCAAUAAUACACUGAUAACUAAAGUGAUGAAUUUGUAUUAA
Messenger RNA from Brassica oleracea var. oleracea, 3747 nucleotides. Its product is annotated as type II inositol polyphosphate 5-phosphatase 15. Lineage: Eukaryota; Viridiplantae; Streptophyta; Magnoliopsida; Brassicales; Brassicaceae. The transcript is spliced from 11 exons. The record is from RefSeq and is a predicted model, not a curated record. Gene Ontology annotation, molecular function: protein binding; phosphatase activity. Gene Ontology annotation, biological process: phosphatidylinositol dephosphorylation. Bases 178 to 3537 code for a protein of 1119 amino acids.